Molecule: messenger RNA, 1542 nt
Organism: Colletotrichum acutatum
Lineage: Eukaryota; Fungi; Ascomycota; Sordariomycetes; Glomerellales; Glomerellaceae
Product: dihydrodipicolinate synthase
Exons: 2
Coding region: 204-1259 (351 amino acids)
Molecular function (GO): 4-hydroxy-tetrahydrodipicolinate synthase activity
Source: RefSeq, a predicted model, not a curated record
CUUAAAAGGGGCAUAUUGAAUUUUGUUUGAUGUCAAUCCUGUUGACUUAUCACCUGGUCGUUAACAUGGCGAAGGUCACUCAGAGAUAUCUGAGCCGUAUUUUCUACGAGUAUGAAGUUCAAGCUGCCCAGUUUGCUUUCAGGCUUUCUGCCCUAGAUGCACGAUUUGAUAUAUCUCCGAGCUUUUGCGCUUGAUUUCUUGUAAUGUGCAAGAACGACUUUUGUGAAUUAUCAAGAACGAUGUCGAAUGACAGCUUGGCUUAUAGUUCGCAGGCGGAAGCCUCGCAAGCAGCACCCAAGGCGAAGCAUCUUCGUCUGCCCAAUGGAGUAUACGCUCCCACUCUCGCCUUCUUUACAUAUUCCGAGGACAUCGACACAAUAGUUCUCGAGCAUCAUGUCACCAGACUUAUCAAAGCAGGGGUAGCAGGCAUCGUUAUCCACAGUUCCAUCGGCGAAUCAGUGCACCUGACGAGGGAGGAACGCAGCAUCAUGAUUCGGUGCGUAGCCGAUACUAUCUACAGAGGGUAUUGCGACAGACUCAAGAAUCCCCGCGCUCCAUUGAUCGCCGCGUGCGGUGCUCAGUCGACGCGUGGAACACUUCAACUUUGUCGAGACGCAGCCGAGAGCGGCGCGUCUCACGCAUUGAUAACAGUUCCAAGCUACUACGCAUCUGUCAUAAGCAAUGAAAUGAUCAUACAGCACUUCUUCGACGUCACAGACAGAUCGCCUAUCCCACUGGUCAUCGACAACUUCCCCGCGGCGGCAUCGGGACUGCGACUCACUUUGGACGACAUCCUCCGUAUCGCGAAGCACCCUAACGUCGUGGGCGUCAAUUUCAAGUAUGACCACAUGAAGAAUCUCGCGCGAGAGGCGUAUGAACUGUUUCCCAAGGGCUUUUUUGUGGCCGGCGGCAACACCAACUCCAUCCGACAGUGCCAAGUCCUCGGGUGGAAUGGAACGAUCGCGGGGCUCGCCGACUUUGCAACGUAUGCGUGCGUGGGCGUCAGGGAGCUCUCUGGUCGAGGCAAGCUCCGUGAGGCGGAGGACCUGCAGGCAGUCAUUGCGAGAGGGAACUCGGUCGUCACUGGCCUAGGCCUCGUGGGUAUAAAGGCGGUGGUCAAAUUUUGGAACGACUAUGGAGGCACGCCGCGAAAGCCCUGCUACCUGCCGCCACUAAUUGAGGUCAUCAAAGUUUUAAAGGAGCUUAGUGAGCUGUUCCGGGCAGAGAAAGAAGCGGAAGCGUCAGUCGCGAGAUGUUGAUGGAUGUGGCCCUGCUUUAGUUACUCACGAGAGGCCGGAUAGUUGGGGCUCAAGAUUUCAACAUCGCUCUAUGAGAAUCGCUUAUAGACCACCGCACCGAGUCGAAAAUGACCACAUAGCCGGUGCCCGUCCGGCCAUCCCAACAUACACGUCCGGGACCAAGGCGAGGCACCGACAAGAGGGCCGAUAAGGAAGGCUGCCAUAAUGAGCAGGAGAAUGGGAUUCCGGCCGGAAUAGCUAGGCUUGUUCAGUGGCGGCGUCGCAGCUGCAAGGGCCGUGUCAG